This is a messenger RNA of Erigeron canadensis, 2971 nucleotides long. Its product is annotated as phosphatidylinositol-3-phosphatase SAC1. Lineage: Eukaryota; Viridiplantae; Streptophyta; Magnoliopsida; Asterales; Asteraceae. The transcript is spliced from 15 exons. The record is from RefSeq and is a predicted model, not a curated record. Gene Ontology annotation, cellular component: intracellular membrane-bounded organelle. Gene Ontology annotation, molecular function: phosphatidylinositol-3,5-bisphosphate 5-phosphatase activity. Bases 56 to 2779 code for a protein of 907 amino acids. Gene Ontology annotation, biological process: phosphatidylinositol dephosphorylation.
UGUGAGUUACUGUAUAUAAUAUACCAAAAAUCUGUAAAGAAAGACCAGAGGGGAAAUGGCGAAAUCAACAAAAAUCCACCCAAGCGACGAUCAUCCAUCAUCAGCAGGAGGAGGAGGAGGAGGAUCAGAAAAUGAUGAUCCAAGUUCAUAUUCAUUGGAGAAAUUCAAACUGUACGAAACAAGGGCCAGGUAUUACCUGAUUGGGAGUGAUCGAAAUAAGCGAUAUUUCCGUGUAUUGAAAAUAGAUAGAAUGGAAGCAUCUGAAUUGAAUAUAAGCCAAGACCCUGUUGUAUAUCCACCUCAAGAAGUCAAAUCCCUUCUUCAACGGAUCGCCGAAGGAAACCGUGCCACUGGCGGUUGUUCUUUUGUCAAUAAAGUUUACGGCAUCGCUGGUUGCAUUAGGUUUUUGGAGUCGUAUUAUUUGAUAUUGGUUACGAAGCGUAAGCAAAUUGGGAGUAUAUGUGGUCAUGCAAUUUACAGCAUUGAAGAUAGUCAAAUUCUUACAAUUCCACAUGUUUCGGUUCAGACUGAUGUUGCUCAUUCUAAAACCGAAUUGAGGUAUAAGAAGCUGUUAUCCAGUGUGGAUUUGAGAAAAGAUUUUUACUAUAGUUACACAUAUCCUAUUAUGCGAAGUUUACAGAAAAAUGUUUUAUCAAACGGCAGUGAAGGGAUGCCAUAUGAUGACAUUUUUGUGUGGAAUGCUUUUUUAACACAACCAAUUCGAUCACGAUGCCAUAACACUAUCUGGACAAUUGCUUUGGUUCAUGGAAACUUCAAGCAGGUGCGCCUAUCAGUCUUUGGAAAAGACUUCAGUAUUGCACUGUUAUCUAAACGAUCUCGUCACUUUGCUGGGACACGUUACCUGAAACGGGGAGUAAAUGAUCGGGGUAGGGUUGCAAAUGAUGUUGAAACAGAGCAAAUCGUUCUUGAUGAAGAAGCUGGAUCAUGCAAAGGGAAAAUGAGCUCUGUUGUACAAAUGAGGGGUUCAAUUCCCCUUUUUUGGUCUCAAGAAGCUUCUAGAUUCAGUCCAAAACCUGAUAUCAUAUUGCAAAGAUAUGAUCCUACAUAUGAGGCAACCAAACUUCACUUUGAAGAUCUGGAAAAGAGAUAUGACAAUCCAAUUAUUGUUCUUAAUCUCAUUAAGACUGUGGAGAAAAGGCCACGAGAAAUGAUGUUACGAAGAGAGUUCACGAAUGCGGUUGGGUAUUUAAACCAGAUACUUCCACCAGAAAAUCAGCUUAGGUUUAUACACUGGGAUUUCCACAAAUUUGCAAAGAGUAAGUCUGCCAACGUCUUGGGAGUUUUGGGUGGUGUUGCCGGUGAAGCACUGGAUUUGACAGGGUUCUAUUAUAGUGGAAAGCCAGCUGUCAUUAAGAAAAAAUCCAUCCCACUCAGUCGGACAGGCACUGCAAGGGAAGCUUCUCUCAAGGAUCUGAGAACUGCUUCAGGGGAUCUGACAACUGCCACGAGUAAUGCUGAUAUUUCUAAUCACUUGAAGAAACAAGACAGAGAUUUGAAUCAUAGUAAAAUUAUUAAGAAGUAUAACAACAGCAAUAAUGAUCCACAAUUCCAAAGUGGCGUUUUAAGGACUAAUUGCAUUGAUUGCUUAGAUCGUACAAAUGUUGCCCAAUAUGCAUAUGGUUUAGCAGCCUUAGGUCGUCAACUCCAUGCCAUGGGGUUGUCAGAUAAUCCCAAGUUGGAUGUUGAUAGUAGUAUUGCUGCAGCUUUAAUGGAUAUGUACCAAAGUAUGGGUGAUGCUCUUGCACAGCAAUACGGUGGAUCCGCUGCUCACAACACUGUAUUUCCAGAGAGGCAAGGAAAGUGGAAAGCUACAACACAGUCUAGAGAAUUCUUAAAAUCUAUCAAACGCUACUACAGCAAUGCUUAUACAGAUGGUGAAAAACAAGAUGCUAUAAAUUUAUUUUUGGGCUACUUCCAACCACAGGAUGGAAAACCAGCUCUCUGGGAACUUGAUUCCGAUUAUUAUCUUCAUGUCUCUGGGAUAGGGGAUGACCUCGUCCCAGAAGGCUAUUCACCGGCUGAUGCUGAACCUCGCAUGGGGCGUUCUUUGUCACCUAUUGCCGCAUGCAAAGAGGACUUUUCAAAGAUGAAAUUGACAUCAUUUUCUAAACUGAUAGAACGAACUAGUGGUGCAAUAAAGAAUGUAAGGCUUUGUAGUGAACCAGAUCACAAAAGUGGAAAUUCUGGAAUGGCUCCUGAUGCAGUUGAGAUACAACUUAAAAGCCCAAACUGGCUGUUUGGACACAAGAAGUUUGAAGAAACUAAUUCUACAGCAAAAGUUGCGUCAGAUGAAUUAGCCAGGCGAGGGCGUGAAGAUGAGAAGAAAUUUGAUGAUUUAUGUGACCCAAAUUGGAUUUCUUCGCCUACUGAUACUAAUGAAGAGGAUGUAUUUCAAAGAUAUCUUGCGAUGACUUCAAUAGAUGAAGCCAGUGGAUGGUAUGGUGGUACAUUGCUUGCGGAGCAAGAUGAAACCACUGAGGUUUAUAAACAUUAUGCUCAGUUCUGCCAGAGCCCUGUGAUGGAGCCCUUCCAAAAUGACACCGAUAAAGAGAAGUAUUAUGCUGAGGUUCUUCGUACAGCGGCAGUCGACUGCAUGGAGGAUGCAACUGUGGAAGCAGAUAUGGAAGCAGCCCUGAUGGAAUAUGAGCUAAUUGGGUCUGAUCUUGGGAUUUGCCCCAAGACGUUCAGUGCUUUAGCUGUAGACCCUAGCCAUUUGACAAGAUGGAUGAUCGGAGAAUACAAGGUUAACAAGGUCUAAGAAUACAGUUGACCUUCUUGUACAGAUUGACAUUGUAAACAUGUAAUGACUGUAUAUCAUGAAUUGUCAUUUUUCAUAGAUUGUUUGCCACUGCUGGACAAUUGUUGGCCUUUUGGAUUUUUCAGUUUUCAUAGUAUAUGUAUAUUUUAAUUUUUUUCAUGGAAUUGUCUAUGCAAGCUAAAUUUGUGAUAA